Molecule: messenger RNA, 2134 nt
Organism: Closterium sp. NIES-67
Lineage: Eukaryota; Viridiplantae; Streptophyta; Zygnematophyceae; Desmidiales; Closteriaceae
Source: the annotation of a GenBank genome assembly
CAAUUCGCACUUCACCCACCAGUUCUACUCCCCACGCAACCUUGGUUGGAACUGACUAGGUAGCACCAGCGGUCUUUAAUACCAGAAAACCAGCUUCUCUUUUGACGAGCUAGUACUAGCCAGUGAGCUCCUCGGGACGCGCGGCGAUAAUGGCGAGUCCGCACCUCCUCGCCGCUUCGCUGAUUCUGUUCCUUCUCGCCAACAGUUGCGCUGCUCACUUUCCCACAACCCGCGUGGCGUCUUCUUUCUCCCGCGGCCGCGCUCUAGCAACCGCUAAAGCCGCCAACCAUCUCGUCGCGAGACGCGUCGACUCCGAAGACGCAGUGUCGUGGAACGCAGCCUCGACGACUGCCAAUACCAACACGCUUCAGCCCCGUGCGUCGCAAGGCCGCCACGCGACAGCUGAAACGCGCGUGUCUGAGCCGCUGGUGUUCGCGGCUGCAGGAAACGGCCGCCAGCAGGGCGGCGGGACUCAGAGGCUCCAGCGCACCCGCUCCGGGCAGCGAGGGGGGCACUCCCCAAACCUCGGAAGCGUUAACGGCGCUGAGCGGCGCUCCGGAAACCACCAUGAGGGAACUGGCACUAUUUCUCACAGAGAAACUACUUCUACUGACCUUCGUGGCCGGACGCAUAACAACCGUGAGGUGGUGGCGGAAGGGCGGGAGCAACACGGCGGUCGAGCUCGGGCUGCGGAUCAGGACAGAGGAAGCCGCACCGCGACAAUCCACGCCGCAACCAGCGAGGACGUGGCGCUGAGUCAUCACCAUCGCGGCAGCCAGACAGCUGGCGGCAGGUCCACACACACCGGCACGCCUCAUUGGAGAAACGGCCGCCGCGCUGCUCCUGCUGCUGCUGCUACCGUCGCGCAUCACGGCGGGAAUCACGACGCCGCAGCCGGAAACCGUGGCGGGAAUUCCGGCCGGGAGUUUGGAGGCCAGCCUGCGAGCCGGGGGACGGCGCAAUUAUGGAGCACUCAUCAUCCCAGCAGCGGCAACGAGGGCGGCGUUCACCGGGCAAGCGAGGCUGACGUGGCAAUCGUGCACAGGGGGAACGGCGCCAGUGGUGGCAGGAACAGCGGGAGUGGCGGCGGGUAUGCCGCGGCUGCUGCGCACCCCAUGGCGGGAGGGACCGCUGCUACUGCGGCGGCUGCAGCACACAGUACGGUUUCUGAGAGUAUGGGUGAUUAUGAGGGUUCUGAGGAAGAGGAUCCGUGCAUUAGGGACCCGAGAAGCACGUGUGGCAGUGGUGGCGGCGGCAGCAGUGACGGUGGUGAUUACAACGGUGGUGACGAUGGCAGCAGUGACGGUGGUGAUUACAACGGUGGUGACAAUGGCAGCAGUGACGGUGGUGACAACAACGGUGGUGACAAUGGCAGCAGCGACGGUGGUGACUACAACGGUGGUGAUUACAACGGUGGUGACGACGGCAGCACUGACGGUGGCAAUGACUGUGCACACAACCCAGCGCAAGUGAGCUGCGGUGGGGACGGCAGCGGCGAUGGCAGCAGAUUUGACAGCAGAAGCAGUGGUGGCACAGUGGACGCGGCAGCAAUCCUGGAGGAGCACAACAGCGCACGGCGCGAGGCAGGCGUGCCGGACCUGGCAUGGGAUGACGGGGUGGCGGCCGCGGCUCAGGAGUGGGCCAACCAGCUCGCGUCCAACUACUGCCCCUUGGAGCACGGCGGCGCAGAGGGCCUUGGGCAGAACCUCUACUGGAGCAUGCCUGCGGGGUUCACUAGUGAGGAGGACCGCGGGGCUGUGCGCUCGUGGGUGGAGGAGAAGGCUGACUGGACCCCGAGCCCGGUGCCUGAGGGGUGUGCCGAGGGGAAGAUGUGCGGGCAUUAUACGCAGGUGGUGUGGCGGGAUACGACCCAUGUGGGGUGCGCCGCAGCGCAGUGCCCUGAUGGGAGUGGCAUGUGGGUGUGUGAUUACUCGCCCCAGGGGAACAUCAUUGGGUCCAUGCCCUUCUAGGUGCCUCUAUGACUGGCUUGCUGUGGCUCUAGGCUGACUAUUCUGAGUUGUGGAUGGUUCCAGGAGGGAAGCAGGGAGAAGCUGGGUUGGGUAUGAGGAGGGACCUGGCUGUGAUGUACGACCUGAUGUUUUCACUUGAAAUGCAUUUCUUGCUUCCAAUAUUG